Colletotrichum paranaense is the source of this 2289-nucleotide messenger RNA. RefSeq lists its product as uncharacterized. The record is from RefSeq and is a predicted model, not a curated record. The coding region runs from base 1 to 2289 and encodes 762 amino acids. The transcript has a single exon. NCBI's taxonomy places the organism in Eukaryota, Fungi, Ascomycota, Sordariomycetes, Glomerellales, Glomerellaceae.
AUGAAGCUCGUACAUUGCACGACCAGGAAGAUAUCAAAUCACAGCUUCCCUUUGCUAGUUGACUAUGCCAUCUUAUCUCAUGUUUACUCGACCCCUGGACAUGAUGAGUGGGACGCAUACGACUCGGCCAGCUUGCCCGAUAACAUAAGCCGCAAAGCAGUCAUCGACAAUGCUUGUCUUCUUGCACGCCAGAAUGGUCUGGACUACAUUUGGAUUGACUCGUUAUGUAUCGAUAAAAACUCGUUUGAUGAGGUCUCUCAUGCCAUCAACUCCCUUUCGGAAUAUUUUCAAAAUGCGCGCAUUUGCUUCGUUUACCUAUUCGAUCUGCCCUGCUGCCCGCCUUACGAAUGUGCAAAAACCUGGAAGAAAUCUCUGUUCUGGAAUCGAUCCUGGAGUCUUCAAGAACUCCUGUUCCCUAAGAGAAUCUACUUCUAUGACUGCAAUUGGCACCUUCGAGGGGACACUUCUUCGCUCGCUUUCCAAUCUUUCUUAGAGCGUGUCACAGGCAUAGAAGACAUACCCAGAGAUAUAUCACGACCUAUACAUUCUUUUUCAGUUGCACGCAAGAUGUCUUGGGCAGCAGGAAAGAAGGAUACUCGUGGCGAGGAUUCGUCAUACGCUCUUCUUGGCAUCUUUGGCGUCACCUUGCCAAUAAUUUACGGCGAGGGUAAGCAAUUGGCAUUCCGGAACCUUCAGGGGGCAAUUCUAGACAAGACAGGCGAUAUGUCGUUGUUCGCUUGGACCAGCUUUGACAGUUCAAUUCCUCGAGGCAUUUUUGCCAAUUCAGCCGAUGAGUUUGGCUGGUUUGGGAGGACGAAACUUGCCGCUGUCCCUUUCAAAAACGCCAGAACCUUCACUAUUUCUAGGAGUCGCGACGGGGUCGUAGUAGAAGGUAAUUGCAUUGUUGAAAGCGAGGACACCAUCUUUCUUGACCUUGGGAACGGAGCACGUUUGCGCAGUUACGACUACGUACUAGCACAGAGAUGCGGCAUCUUGAUCCGCCGAGGCGUAUCUGGAAUAUAUCAUCGUGUGCAGCCUAGCGCGAUACAGACAGCCUCUGCAACUGAGCAUGCGAAAGCCAUGCGAAUCACGAUUGAUGCGGGUGACUUCACUAACGGCUCUGUCAAAGCGACUCGAUUCAACCACCUACGAAACUCGAAGACUCGCACACGAUCGAUUAGCAACAAGAACACUGUACUUUCGAUAGACGGCAUUCCUAUACAGGAUGAUCCCUCAAGUACCGGGAGUCCUUUGCAGCAACGCGCCCCCGUCGACGAUUCUGAAAAGAAUUGUGCAGGUUCGAUGCGUGAAGAAAAGUCUCCGACGAUUGAACAUCAAAGAAACCAGUCCCAGGAAGCAGAUCAGACAUCAGUGAAGCAAGAACGCAUUCUUGAUGCUAUACCAACUGGUCUCGAUCCAGACACUUUCGUCGAGCCAUCGCCCGCUAGGGCUGUCACCCCAGAAUCUCUUGACGACAACACCGCUGGCAGUUCCACGAAGGCGGCUACGGCGACAUCAGCAAAGCAGUCAUUUGCUAGUUACAGAGCUCUGGCGGAUGACAACAUACUUGUCAAAAGUCUAGCUAGGAAGGCGCACAAGAGUUUCAAGACAUACCAGCACAUUGUCAGUCACGACACAGGAAGGGAGAAGCGACGAAGCAAAACAAACACACUUCCUAUUACUUCGGGUAGACGUGGGUCACGUAAAUCACAACGAAGAGACAUUCGCGCUCGAUCCACCGAAUUUGCAUGUCCCUUGUUUGUCGAUAGCCCUUGGGAGCAUCUUCAAUGUCUGCGAGUCGAUGCUUUGAUUACAAUGUCAGAUGUCAAAGAUCAUAUCUGGACGGCGCACCGGGUUCCUUACAACUGCCCAGUAUGUGCUCAUACAUUCUGCAACGCUAGUCUACGAGACAAACACAUCAUCAGCCGCGGUUGUGAGUCUUCAGGUGAAGUUAUUUUCGGGGGCGUCACAGAAGAUCAAGAUUAUCUCAUUGCACGCACUCAACAGCUUCCUGGUCGCAAAAAGCAGUGGUUUGCAGUCUGGAAGAUUCUGAAUUCUUCAACAACUCAACAGCCACCAAAGUCUCCUUUUCUGAGCGACACAUUGGGCUCUGAGGUGGCCUAUUUCAAGAACUUUUACCAGUCUUACAAGCUCAGAGGAAAGAAAACGAUCGGAGUAGGAAGUGAAAGUCUGAUCAGGCUCGAUGAAGCGGUACUUCGGGAGGUUAUCAAUAUUUUGGUGGACGAAAUGUUGAAAUCACCCGCCAGACUUAGAUUGCUCCAAUCAUAG